GAUAGUUACUCUUAAAGGUGACAUAAGAUUCCUCGUUAAAAGCCUUCUAGUUCAAAAAAAAUAAAACUUUUAUAACAUGGUCCCUAUAGAGACCAAAGGGCAAGAAAGGGUUAAUUUCUUACUGACUCUUAUACAAUUCUAAUUCAAAUCUCAUUGGAUUCUUAAGGAAUUUCUCCAAGAAUUCUUCCCAUCUCGUUGCCUCCUCGCAUAAAAUAUCAUGGUAUACUUAAACUAUAGACAUAUGUUGCUUACUAAGACGUUCCAGAAGCAUAGUAUAUGACUUGAGUUGAAACACAAGCUGUUUGGGUGGGAUGAUUAACAUGUUUCGUCACCGUAUGCAACUGCAUUUCUACUCGUAACAAAAGUUGAAAAAGAUUGUAGCAGAAUAUAAGGAUCGGACUUUUUAAAAUUGCUUUUGCUUAUUAUUGUUAAAAACUAAUGAGGACUUCAGUGAAGAAAAAACCCUUUUUAUAUAAGAAUUUCAUAGGAAAUUAAUAACGACGCUUACCACUUUCUUAUAAAAUUUCUAUAAGAGUCUUACUCGAUUCUUAUCUGAUGUUUAUGAAAUUCCUUCCACUUUCGUGCCACUUCUGACAAGAAUCAGAUAAGAUUCUUGACAAAGUCAGAUAAGAAGCUGAAAUAAUUCUUAUCAGAUCUCUAUCAGAUUCUUAUAUAAGAUUCAAUGGCUAGGGCACGUACCAAAAAUAUUAUCUACUUUUUCUUUUUAGCUCUAUGUAUGCAUUUCCUCGAAUCGACAUACCACAAAAAGCACAAGAAAUAGCUAAGCAUCAAAAUAUGGCACCAGAUACAUUUUAUUGUUUAGCUUUAUUGGAAAAAACUGGUAUCUCUGUCGUACCUGGUAGUGGAUUUCACCAACGUCCUGGUACUUAUCACUUUCGUGCCACGAUUUUGCCACCAGUGGAACAAAUGAAACAACUUGUUGAUAAAUUUAGAACAUUUCACCUGUCUUUUUUAAAAGAAUGGGAAUAA
Didymodactylos carnosus is the source of this 990-nucleotide messenger RNA. The record is from the annotation of a GenBank genome assembly. NCBI's taxonomy places the organism in Eukaryota, Metazoa, Rotifera, Eurotatoria, Philodinida, Philodinidae.